Molecule: messenger RNA, 2015 nt
Organism: Ictidomys tridecemlineatus (thirteen-lined ground squirrel)
Lineage: Eukaryota; Metazoa; Chordata; Mammalia; Rodentia; Sciuridae
Source: RefSeq, a predicted model, not a curated record
AUGGAAUGUCUGCUGAGCAAAGAUAUAGACAACAAGCAGAGGCAGCUCAAGAGAGUGACAAUGUCUGUUGCAGAUGGAUUACACUCUGCUUGCUACCACGGUCACAUUCGCCUAGUUCAGUUCUUACUGGAUAAUGGAGCUGAUAUGAAUCUAGUAGCUAGUGAUCCCAGCAGGUCUAGUGGUGAAAAAGAUGAGCAGACAUGUUUGAUGUGGGCUUAUGAAAAGGGCCAUGAUGCCAUUGUCACACUCCUGAAGCAUUAUAAGAGACCCCAGGAUGAACUGCCCUGUAAUGAAUAUUCUCAGCCUGGAGGAGAUGGCUCCUAUGUGUCUGUUCCAUCCCCAUUGGGGAAGAUUAAAAGCAUCACAAAAGAGAAAGCUGAUGUUCUCCUCCUACGGGCUGGAUUGCCUUCACAUUUCCAUCUUCAACUCUCAGAAAUUGAGUUCCAUGAGAUUAUUGGCUCAGGAUCUUUUGGGAAAGUAUAUAAAGGACGAUGCAGAAAUAAAAUAGUGGCUAUAAAACGUUAUCGGGCCAACACUUACUGCUCCAAAUCAGAUGUGGAUAUGUUUUGCAGAGAGGUGUCCAUUCUCUGCCAGCUCAAUCAUCCCUGUGUAAUUCAGUUUGUGGGUGCUUGCUUGAAUGAUCCCAGCCAAUUUGCCAUCGUCACUCAGUACAUAUCAGGAGGUUCUCUAUUUUCCCUCCUUCAUGAGCAAAAGAGGAUUCUUGAUUUGCAGUCUAAAUUAAUUAUUGCAGUAGAUGUUGCCAAAGGUAUGGAAUACCUUCACAACCUGACACAGCCAAUUAUACACCGUGACUUGAACAGCCAUAACAUUCUUCUCUAUGAGGAUGGGCAUGCAGUGGUAGCAGAUUUUGGAGAAUCAAGAUUUCUACAGUCUGUGGAUGAAGACAACAUGACAAAACAACCUGGGAACCUCCGCUGGAUGGCUCCAGAGGUGUUCACGCAGUGCACGCGCUACACCAUCAAAGCCGACGUCUUCAGUUAUGCUCUGUGUCUGUGGGAACUCCUCACCGGCGAGAUUCCUUUCGCCCACCUUAAGCCAGCAGCUGCAGCAGCAGACAUGGCUUAUCACCAUAUUAGGCCUCCGAUUGGCUAUUCCAUUCCCAAACCCAUAUCAUCUUUGCUGAUGCGAGGGUGGAAUGCAUGUCCUGAAGGAAGACCUGAGUUUUCUGAAGUUGUUACGAAGUUAGAGGAGUGUCUCUGCAACAUUGAGCUGAUGUCUCCUGCAUCCAGUAACAGCAGCGGGUCUCUCUCACCUUCCUCUUCUUCUGAUUGCCUGGUGAGCCGGGCAGGGCCAGGCCGAAGUCAUGUGGCAGCUCUGAGAAGUCGUUUUGAGUUGGAAUAUGCUCUAAAUGCCAGGUCCUAUCCUUCCUGGACACAAAGUGCUGGACCAGGCUCCUCUCAAGGCCUGUCUUUGGAGGAGGUGAAAAGAAGUUUGCAGUACUCACCCAUUGACAAGUACGGCUACGUGUCGGAUCCCAUGAGCCCAAUGCAUUUUCAUUCUUGCCGGAACAGUGGCAGCUUUGAGGACAGCAGCUGACAGCAUUUGGCAUAUACCUAAGAGGAGUUUUCCCCCACACUGACAGCAAUGAGUCCAAUCAUGGCAGGCUUGCUCCCAAUUAUACUACUUUACUCUCUAAGGUCUCCUUAAAUUGGCCUGUUUAUACUGGUCCUACUUCAUCCCUCUUCAUGAGUUGGUUUUUGGGUUUGUGGUUAAAGAAGGAGAUGUAAAAGAACCAAGACAGAAUAUAUAUCAAGGAUUGUUUUUCACUUUGUAAGUAAAAAAAAAACACAGUUUACUUUAUAACUUGGAAAUGGGGCCUCAGUCUGUGGUGGGCACUUAAUAAUUAUUAUUUUUUCCUAGACAGAGUUAUGUACACUUGUGUUUGAGAGACCUGGGUUUGAUUUCUUAGAAUAUUGGUCAUUUUCUUAUCUCACUAUGUUACUUCUGGUGUUGAGCUCCACGAUUAAAGAUUCUUUGGUGGUGUAGAAAAUUGA